Messenger RNA from Pan troglodytes (chimpanzee), 4063 nucleotides. It is a transcript of the gene SNIP1, whose product is annotated as Smad nuclear interacting protein 1. The record is from RefSeq and is a predicted model, not a curated record. Bases 1629 to 2876 code for a protein of 415 amino acids. Lineage: Eukaryota; Metazoa; Chordata; Mammalia; Primates; Hominidae. Gene Ontology annotation, molecular function: protein binding. The transcript is spliced from 3 exons.
UUUUUUUUUUUUUUUUUUUGAAACAGAGUCUCACUCCGUCACCCAGGCUGGAGUGCAGUGGUGCAAUCUUGGCUCACUGCAACCUCCACUUCUGGCGUUCAAGUGAUUCUUCUGCCCCAGCCUCCCGAGUAGCUGGGACUAUAGGCACGUGCCACCACAUCCAGCUAAUUUUUGUAUUUUUAGUAGAGAUGGGAUUUCACCAUGUUGGCCAGGCUGGUCUUGAAUCCCUGACCUCAAGUGAUCCACCCACCUCAGCCUCCCAAAGUGCUAGAAUUACAGACAGAAGCCACCACACCCGGCCGUUAUGGCUUAUUAUAAUGACUCUUAAUAAGGGAUAAAGGACAUGAUGAGAUUAGUCCUGGUGAACUCAAGGCAGAUAGGAGUGGCAAGCUUGUAAAUGUUUUGGAGUAGGAAGGGUGGUUGUCUGAGGCUCUCUCUUGAUGCAUGUCUGUGCUAGGCUAGGAAGUCUAGAAAAACUGAGUCCCACUCUAAGCAAGCAGCCCUUCACUUGAGCCCUGUGUAUGGCAGGGAGCAGGGGAGGGGGUCUUAGUCCCAGUGCUUCCACUUUUAGGGUAUUGCGAAUAAUGCUGCAAUGAACAUGGGUGCUCAAGUAUCUAUUUGAGACCCUGCUUUCAUUUGUUUGGGAUAUCCAGAAAUGGGAUUGCUGGAUCAUAUGGCGAUUCUAUUUUUUAAUUUUUUAUGGAACCACUGUACUGUUUUCCGCACUAACUAUACCAUUUUACAUUCCCACCAGCAGUGUACAAGGGUUCUGAUUUUUCCACAUCUUUGCCAAUACUUGUUAUUUUCAGUUUUUUGAUAGUAGCCAUCCUAAUGGGUGUGGAGUCACCUAAAUUUUUAGUUUUUAAUUUUAUUUUUAUUAUUAUUUUUAGAGAGGGCGGCGGGUGGGUCUCACUAUGUUACCCAGGCUGGUCUCGAACUCCUGGACGCAAGUGAUCCACCCGCCUCGGCCUUCCAAAGUGCUGGGAUUACAGGUGGGAGCCACUGCGUCCUGCCUGCCUAAUCAUUUUUAUUAUUAUUAUGUAUUUUUAAAAUUAGGGGCCAUGCUAAUUUUUGUGUCAUUCUAAUUUUCUCUCUAAUCAUUUUGAAAGUCUCUUACUGCUCUCUGCUUUAAAAUUUUUAACCUUAAUUAUCUGUAAACAUUUUUGUACCUUACCUAGUCCAUAACAAGAAGUUUUUUUCUUUGGUUUUUUUUUUUUUGGUGGGGGCGGGGGGUACCAAAUUUCUUUAUUUGAAGGAAUGGUGCAAAUCAACUUAAGUGGAUGUUUUGGUACAACUUAUAGAAAAGGUAAAGGAGACCCCAACAUGCAUGCACUGCCUUGGUGACCAGGGAAGUCACCCCAUGGCUAUGGGGAAAUUAGCCUAAGGCUUAGCUUUCAUUAUCACUGUCUCCCGGGGUGUGCUUGUCAGAGAAAUAUUCUGCCAAGCCAGAUUCGGGUGCCCUCAUCUUGCGCAAGUUGGUCACAUGGUCACCCAAUUCUUGAUGGAUUUCACCUGCUCAUUCAGGUAAUGUGUUUCAGUGAAGUCACACAAAUGGGGGUAAUUUUGUCGGUGGCCAGUUUGUGUAGGUCCAGUAGUGACUGAUUCCCAAGUUUUUCCAAAUGUAAUGCAUGCUCCAUCGCAUUCAGCCUGCUCUCCCAGUCAUCAUGGUCUGGUUUCUUGAAGUCCCGAAGGAAGAUUCAGCCACCUCAUUGGUUCUGCAGCUUCAUCAGUUUCUUGGCAUGUUCCCUCUCCUCAUGAGAUUGGUGAAGAAAGUAUUUGGCAAAGUUCUUCAAAGCCACAUCAUCGUGGUCAAAGUAGUAAGACAUGGACAGGUAGAUGUAGGAGGCAUAGAGCUCCACGUUGAUCUGGCGGUUGAUGGCGGUAGUUCUGGCGCACCUGCGAGGGGGACGCGCAGUCGUCAUGAUGGUGGCCACGGUGGCUGCGCGGCGGUGGCUGCACGGCGCUGGAGUGGCGGCGGGGGCCUUGGGACAGUCAGAGGGCCCAGUGAAGAGGAGCGUGAGGAUCAUCCCCGGAGAGGACGGGAGGAUCGGCAGCACAGGGAACCAUCAGAACAGGAACACAGGAGAGCUAGGAACAGUGACCGGGACAGACACCGGGGCCAUUCCCACCAAAGGAGAACGUCUAACGAGAGGCCUGGGAGUGGGCAGGGUCAGGGACGGGAUCGAGACACUCAGAACCUGCAGGCUCAGGAAGAAGAGCGGGAGUUUUAUAAUGCCAGGCGACGGGAGCAUCGCCAGAGGAAUGACGUUGGUGGUGGCGGCAGUGAGUCUCAGGAGUUGGUUCCUCGGCCUGGUGGCAACAACAAAGAAAAAGAGGUGCCCGCUAAAGAAAAACCAAGCUUUGAACUUUCUGGGGCACUUCUUGAGGACACCAACACUUUCCGGGGUGUAGUCAUUAAAUAUAGUGAGCCCCCAGAAGCACGUAUCCCCAAAAAACGGUGGCGUCUCUACCCAUUUAAAAAUGAUGAGGUGCUUCCAGUCAUGUACAUACAUCGACAGAGUGCGUACCUACUGGGUCGACACCGCCGCAUUGCAGACAUUCCAAUUGAUCACCCGUCUUGUUCAAAGCAGCAUGCAGUCUUUCAAUAUCGGCUUGUGGAAUAUACCCGUGCUGAUGGCACAGUUGGCCGAAGAGUGAAGCCCUACAUCAUUGACCUUGGCUCAGGCAAUGGAACCUUCUUAAACAACAAACGUAUUGAGCCACAGAGAUACUAUGAACUAAAAGAAAAGGAUGUACUCAAAUUUGGAUUCAGUAGCAGAGAAUACGUCUUGCUCCAUGAGUCGUCGGACACUUCUGAAAUAGACAGGAAAGACGACGAGGAUGAGGAGGAGGAGGAAGAAGUGUCUGACAGCUAGCAAACUAAGAACCCAAACUAUUGAUACACGUUUUCCUUCUUGGAAGGCUUUGAUUGACUCAGAGAGCACUAUGGUGCUCUCUGUAAUGCCUCUUACUGCCUUAAGUCUUUCCUCUGUUGCUGACCAGAUUGUGUUACCAUUUGAAUACACUGACUAAUGUUUGUUAAACUUUUUCUGUGGCACCUUGGCCACAUGCCUGCAGGCAUUUGUUUUCAGAACAGUCUCACCAAUUACAACACACCGUGUUUUAGUAGAAGUGUUGUGGUUUUAGUUGGUGCUUUCAGAACUGCUGCCUAGGAAACUAUAAACCCUUGGUUAAGGGGAAAUCAUGGCUUGUUCUCUUUGUACAGUUACUUUAUUUAUAUAGGUGUUCAGCUUUGUGGACCAGGUGUUUUUCUUUUGGGGCGAACCCCUGAGCAGAGAAUCUUACUAGGCUUUGGUUAUCACCAAAACAACCUCCAGUAUAUACCAAAGCUUUGACUUGGUUGAGCUCUUGAGCUUAGAAGUUGAUUUUGCACUUAUUUUUUUGGGGGGUGGGAAUGUACUGCAGUCAGUAAACAUUAUUGACUGUUUAACUUAAACAGAUGCUUUAUGGCACCUGCUCAAGCCCAUGACUGUACAGAAGGAUCCUGGUUGCUACCAGUGGGUGCUGAUUCAGCAUCACAAGUGACUGAAAUUGGCUGUGGAUCUGUUCUUUGUGAAAGAAUUCCUGAUUUCUCCAUGGAGCAUGUACACAAUUUUGAUCAUAUUAACUGUACUUCAGUUUUGCAUUUUUAUUCAAAUGUUAUCUUUUUUCUUUGAGAAAUAAACUGUCACUGAUGUGACAGCGUUCUUUCUUUAUUCUAAUAACAUGUAUAGAUCUAAAGCAGGUUGUGUUGUUUACAUGUUUCUACACAUUUCAUCCUUUAAAAAAUUGUUGAGAGAGGUUGUAUUUACCUUCCGAAGGUUGGAAAGCAGGGGAAUUUCCCAGUGUCCUAGUUUUCCACCAGAGGAAUAUGUGUAAGUAGCAAAGUAUUUGCUGCUUACAUAUAGUGUGUAUGUAUGUAUAUAUGUAAAUUGUGUGUUAAAGAGCUGAUACUGAUUUUCAUAUGACAAUGUUAGGCAAAGGCCUCCCUGCAUUUGAAGAGCAGGUUUUCAUUUAUAUGUAUUUUUGGGAUAAAAAAAUAAAAUUUGUAAAUAUAGCCCCA